AUGAAGAGCCAACAGAAGAAGAUCUCACUAUCUCCAAAACUACAAUAUCACAGCCAGAUAUCCACCAUAGAAAAGAAAGACGGUAUCCACAUCCCUUUUGAUCUAAUCAAGGAUAUACUCCCGAGACUCCCGGUGAAGUCACUUGCGAGGUUCCAAUGUGUAUCUAAGCAGUGGUCAUCUCUUAUCACCAACUCGAUCAUGACUUGGGCUUUGGCUAAGCCACGUCUACACGUCAUCUUUGAUCGUCGGAUACUUGAAUCUUCGGUAAUCUCUUUGUCUAGUUACCCUCUAAACACAUACAAAGAAUCAGUACCUGCGGAACAAGACGGUCACGCAUUACUCCAUGGUAUAUUAAAUUACAAGAUUAUGUAUCAAUAUAUCCGUGGAUUAAUCUGUUGUUUAACAAGAUCAAGUCAGUUUCUAAUACACAACACUACAACAAGACAAUCCGUUUUAUUACCAGAGAUCAACCCAAAGAGACCCGGGUGCUUUAUGGACGGGUUCUUCGGUUAUGAUCCGGUUGAGAAUAAAUACAAAGUGUUUUGCAUGAUUAGAACGGCACAUACCUUUGAAGAAUCUUAUCAAGUUUUCACAUUGGGAGAUCCAAAGAAACAGUGGAGGACUAUUCAAAGCUUUGGAACGUUCUUAUCUCCAACAAUGACAACUAGGGUAUGCAUCAACGGAAAAAUCUAUUUCAGAGCGAGUGUAGGAAGGUAUGAUAACAUUCCAAAACCUAAUGAUUCUGAGAAUCUGUUGUUGAGCUUCGACCUUAGGUCAGAGAGAUUUGAUUACUUAGAACUGCCGGAUCAGUCUAGGAGUUUGACUUUGGUAAACUACAAAGGGAAGUUAGGCUGCAUACGUUAUAGCGACCAUAGUGCAGAUAUGUGGGUUAAAGAUCAUGCUGUGAAACAAGGAUGGUGUAAGAUUGAUUUAUUCAUGUCUUCUUCUAUAUUAAAGAGUUUAGGAGAUAGCACUCGUAUCGCUGGCGUCACUCUUAAUGGUGAGAUUGUGAUAAUGCCGAGGAGAUUGGAUCAUGCUGAACCAUUAUACGCAGAGUAUUAUGAUCCGAAGCAAGAAAAAAUUAGAAGAGUUGAACUGGAAAGCACCUUCAAGGGACAAAAGGAGGAUGUUCGUAUCUUUGGCUUCCCGGACCAUGUGGAGGAGAAUGCUAUGUCUUUGUUGGACCUUACUUAUACGCAUUAA
Raphanus sativus (radish) is the source of this 1203-nucleotide messenger RNA. RefSeq names its product putative F-box protein At1g32420. NCBI's taxonomy places the organism in Eukaryota, Viridiplantae, Streptophyta, Magnoliopsida, Brassicales, Brassicaceae. Bases 1 to 1203 code for a protein of 400 amino acids. The record is from RefSeq and is a predicted model, not a curated record. The transcript has a single exon. Gene Ontology annotation, molecular function: protein binding.